ACGCCCGAUGCUGCAAUGGGCAUCAACCCACGGCCCAACAUAUCUCUGGAGGUUGCUUAUGCACCAUCUUCUGCGUUCGGAGAACGUGUUACUUUCACCCCCUUAGCUGAAUAUAGUGUUACUGAUAGGCAUGUGAUUUUCUAGCGAGAUCCUUCAUCCGUACAAUAAUUGCAACAAACCCUUGUGCGUGCCUAUAGUCCCGAUGCCAGAGGAGAUCAAAGGAGAACGGACGACAGUUCUGGCCGUCGCAAGUGUCGAAUCUCUGCUAAAACAAUACAGGGAUCAGAAGCUUGAUAAGCAUAUCUGAGGCAUAUAAAGGCCUCCUUGCUGAGCCUCUAAGUUGCAACUCUCCAAAGCACACCCAAUCUCAGCUGCACUUUGUGUUAACAAUACAAGCAAUGGCCACCGUCGUCAGAAAUCUGACCUUUCGUUGCAAAGAUCUCGGCAAGACGACAUCGAUUCUCCUCGCUUUCGAUGACAAGAUGGACGGUAUCUACAAGACAUACUUCCCUGUAGUUUGGAAAGUCAGCACUUUCAAAGACAAGGGACCGUACUCGAUGUCAGUCAGCUACUCGAACGACCUUGCUUUUGCGAAAGCGCAGGUCGCGAAUGGGAACCUCAUUAGCGCUUCGACUUACUCCAAGCUGAAGCCAGGCCAACAAACCACCCUGACCAUGGGAGAUGAUUCUCUCUUCAGUUUUUCUGAACCUGUGGCCGGUACCCCAGGUCUUCUGAAGGCGACUAACAAGACUGGGCUCAUUCAGGAAAUCGCAGUCGGCUUUUUUAACCCGCUUGACACCUUCAAGCCUUUCCCGGCGCUCUACUUCAAGCAAGUCGGAGACAACAGCCAUGUCAUGGCUAAGUGGAAACCCGUCUUGCGCGUCUACCUCGAAAGUGAAUAUCAAGAGUCUUCAGUCUUAGUCGGUGCCAUCGACACCGACGCAAUUUGGUCGCAGGAUCUCCACGCGCUCUCUCAGAACACGGUCUGGGAUCUCACCUGGGAUGCAGCCACUGGGCAUUACACGCUCACUCAGGGUGUUUGAGGACUGCCGAAUUGGUGUGCUCAUGAAUGCCGGUGUCUGAGCCUGACUCAGUUGGUUGUCUUGUAUUAUGUUUGCCUCUCGCCUCUCAUGUAACAACAGUUGUGCUAUGUUGGAUUGAUUGAUCUAUGUGUUUGCAAUAUAUGGCCUAGACUUUGAAUGAACG
Messenger RNA from Suillus clintonianus, 1206 nucleotides. RefSeq lists its product as uncharacterized. The record is from RefSeq and is a predicted model, not a curated record. The transcript is spliced from 10 exons. Bases 399 to 1043 code for a protein of 214 amino acids. Lineage: Eukaryota; Fungi; Basidiomycota; Agaricomycetes; Boletales; Suillaceae.